Antechinus flavipes (yellow-footed antechinus) is the source of this 3407-nucleotide messenger RNA. RefSeq names its product low density lipoprotein receptor class A domain containing 1 (gene LDLRAD1). The record is from RefSeq and is a predicted model, not a curated record. Gene Ontology annotation, molecular function: protein binding. The transcript is spliced from 6 exons. NCBI's taxonomy places the organism in Eukaryota, Metazoa, Chordata, Mammalia, Dasyuromorphia, Dasyuridae. Bases 1676 to 2299 code for a protein of 207 amino acids.
AAAAGAAAUACAAAGAAAGGCAAAAGCCAGUCCCUGCCCUCCAGGAGCUCCCAGUCUGAUGGGGCAGAUCCCAUGCAAACAGCUGUAGAUGGAAGAUCCCUCUGCAGAAUAAAGUGGGAAGAAGCAGCAGAGGGAAGGCCCUAGUGAUGGGGCAGAGACCCUGGGCCCUAGCCUGAAAGGGAUGUGGAGCAAUAAAACGUCUUCUCUGUUGCUCCCCACAUGUCUCCUGCAAAACCGGAUCUGGACUUCUUCUUGGGCUUUUUGUAAAAGCGACAUCCCAACUUCUUACCUGACUCCUUCCCUAAAUAACACCACCUUGUUAAAAGGCAUCCCCUCAACUGAGUGCACCACAAGAACACAGUAUUUCCGCUCUUUCUGUUCUCGUUCGCUUGCACUUUAUUUUCUCUCUCACUUUUUCCUCAUCUUGACCCGAUUUUUCUUGUACAGCAAGACGGCUGUAUAAAUAUUUCUGCAUAUAUUGGAUGGAACAUGUAUCUUACCAUGUCUAACCUAUAUUGGAUGGCUGGCCAUCUAGGGGAGGGGGUGGGGAAGGAGGAGAAAAUCUGAAAGCCGAGGCUAGGCAAAGGGCAAUGAUGAAAAGUUAUCCAGGUAUGUGUUUUGUGAAUAAAAACUUUAAUAAAAAAAAGAAGAAUUUUUUUAAAAAGCCAUCCCACCUCCUUACCUGAAUGGAAAGACAGCCUGAUUCCUCCCUUCUCUGUACCUUGCUCUCCACAGGGAGGCACCAUACGAAGCCCCAGAUUUCAGCAGCUAAAGCUCUCCCAAGCUCGUUCUCAUCCAGACUCUCCCAGAGACCAAUCCCUCAGCGAUGGCGUCCAUCCGUUUUUGGUGGCUACAAGAGAAUCUCGUCGAAUCCUUUCAAACUCUGAACCACGAUCCGUGGCGCUUAACUGGGAUUGGGGGAGGGGAGGGCUGGGGGAGAUGGGAUUUUUAACCAAGGUGUGAAGAAAACCAGGGAAGCCAGAGAUGAGGAGGGAGGGGAUUCCAGGCAUGAGACUCAGCCCGAGGAAAGGCCCAGAGAUCGGAGAUGGAGAAUCUGCCGGGGAGAAGUGUGAGGAGCGAUAACAACGUGGGGUCUGGUACAAAAGCUGGGGCCUUUGCCCUUCACAAAGCAGCAUCUUCCCCUCUCGGGGACAUCGGCUCCUCUCUCUAGGAAAUGAAUUCGAAUUCCAGCCAUCACAGAGGGAGUUGGAGGGCGGGGAAGGCUUCCCGACAGUUCCUCUGGCAGUCCAGGUUUUCAGUUGUCCAGUUCAGCAUUUGUUAUGUGCCGGGCUCUGACAAACGGCCUCCACUUUGCUCUGGCUCUACGGAGUCCCUGGGGAAGGGCUGGACAGGUGUAAUCCCGCAACUGUCCACUAGGGGUUAGGGCAUCUCCACAGAUGUCACUGUCCCCUGUGACCCAGGAGAUGGAUCUGAGCUAAUCAGGGCUGGGAAAGGAGGGGGGUGGCGGGGCAGUAGGUGCCAGGGAAUGAAAGAGCCUCCUUCCUUAUUGUCCUCUCCCUUAGAGACCAGCUAACAACGCAGGUCCUGGCUACCUGUCCUGUGUAAGCCCGCGGGACCCAAGGAGGCAACUGGAUCCAGGUGACGCGGGCAGACCCCCACCAGCCUUGCCCGCUGCCCACCGCUGCUCCCGCCUCCUGUGGACACCGAGGCAGCCAUGAACAGGAUCUUUCCUCAGCCGAGGACUCUGGAUGGAAACCCAGCGGGGGAAAACAAGGCCUUUGAAAGUGAAGAAGAUUGUUGCAGCCCCUUCUCCUGCUGCACCCGCCGAGGUUUCUGGAUCUCCGCCUGGACCCUGACCCUCCUUGGAUCUCUGUCUCUCAUCCUCUGGCUGGUCAGCAGCUUUGCACUCCCACCGUCAUCCCCAAUGACCAGGGUCUGUGCGACCACGUCCAACCGGACAGGGUUCCUGUGUGAUGACCGGAAAACUUGCCUCCCCGCCAGCCUCCUGUGUGACCGUGUCCGGGCCUGUGCCCACGGAGAGGACGAAGAAGAGGCCUUGUGUGGGAACGUCCCCCACAGCCUCCCCAGUUUCUUGGUGUUCCGAUGCGGCGACCUCAGCUCCUGGACCUUCGAGGAUCAGAAGUGCAACGGCUUCAAUGACUGUGGAGACUGCUCUGAUGAAGGCUCCCGGGCCGGCUGCCCGCCCUGCGGCCCCCAGUGGUGGAGCUGCCCCUCCACCCUCUACGAGUACUGCGGCUGCGUCCCUCGGCGCCUCUGCCGGGACCGCGUUCAGCACUGCUCGGACUGGUCAGACGAGUACCUGUGCCCCCGGCCCUGAGGAGCCCGGCCGGCCUCGCCUCCACCACCGCUGGGCCCCCGCAGGGAGCGGAAGGAGAGCCCCCCGCCGGCCCGGGCUGCCCCGACUCCUUCCCAGGCCCAGACCCUCGCGCCCUCCAUCGGGGCAGCAGAAGCCUGGCUUUCGGGCCCACUUUUCCUCCUCACUGUGAUGUGGCCAAGUGACAGCCGGGAGCCUCCCUGCUCCUGGGCCCGGUGGGGGCCGGCGGCCUCUUCCAGCCUCCGUCCUCCCAACCCCCCAGCAGAGGGAGCGGGAUGGGGGCGCAGGCUGCGGCCGAAGCCUGAUCAUCGUGGGUCUGAUGGGGAAUGGAGAGAGCCACGGGGGGAGGGCCGGGGAAGGACGGGGCUACAUUGGACUGGACAGCGCAGAGGAUCAGACACCGAGGCCCCUCCCCAGUGGGCUGGCGCGGGCUCCGGCCUGGCCUGGCAGUGCAAUGACCUUGGCUGAGCCCCCCGUGCCCGACCUGAGCAUCCGUUUCAAGGCUGGCCUGGCGGGGCGUGAAGGUUGCCCCUCUCCCAGGCCGGGGACACAGGAGCCACCACUUCCCUCUGCCUCUCGGGAAGCCCUCGGGGAGGGGGCCCAGGGCCAUCUCCCUGGCACUUUCAUUGCUCAGCUGCCCCACUGCCGCUGCCCACCUGGAGCUCGGGGGGCCAGAGCUCCCUCGUUCCCUUGGCGUCACUAAGGAGCUGCCGUGGCAACCUGCCCAGCAACGUCUCCAUGAGUCUCCCGUGGGGAGAGAGCUCCUUCCUCCUCCCCCUUCCCUCCGCUCAUUCAGUGCCACUCGAGGCUCAGGUGCCAGGAGAACAAAGGAGGCCCCAGGCGCCGGGCGCCCUCUGUCAAUAUUUACCACCUCCUGGAGGCCAGGCCCCGGGUCUGGGAUCAGGGUGUUACAUACACAGGCCCUGUGCUAUUCAAACAGGAGACAGAAGGCUGAGAGCCCUUAGGGUGGGCGCAGGUCACGCUCCGUGGUCUCAGCCUGAGACAUUUCCCCUUUAACCCUUCUGGCUCUGGCGUCUCCCUUGGACUCCCAGAGAGCCCCAGUGGUCCCGGAGAGUCCCAGUGGUCCCGGAGAGCCCCAGUGGUCCCGGAG